Molecule: messenger RNA, 540 nt
Organism: Nicotiana attenuata
Lineage: Eukaryota; Viridiplantae; Streptophyta; Magnoliopsida; Solanales; Solanaceae
Product: ATP-dependent DNA helicase PIF4-like
Exons: 2
Biological process (GO): DNA repair; telomere maintenance
Molecular function (GO): DNA helicase activity
Source: RefSeq, a predicted model, not a curated record
AGGUUAAGUUUGGUAAAGUNNAGUUCGGAGUCGGAGACCGGGAAAGACAUUUAUUUUGGAGGACUUUGUCUUCUGCCAUAAGAUCUAAAGGAGAUAUUGUGCUAACAGUUGCAUCCAGCGGAAUUGCAUCUCUUUUGUUACCAGGAGGCCGAACAGCUCAUUCGAGAUUUGCAAUCCCACUCAAUGCAACUGAAGAUUCAACAUGUAAUAUCAAACAAGGUACUCCUUUAUCAAAAUUGAUUGUCAAGACAAAGUUAAUUAUUUGGGAUGAAGCACCAAUGAUGCAUAAAUAUUGUUUUGAAGCUCUAGACAGAACUCUAAGAGAUAUUCUUAGAUUUAAAGAUGCAUCCAAUUUAGAUCGUCCAUUUGGAGGAAAAACCGUUGUUCUUGGUGGUGACUUUAGACAAAUACUUCCAGUCAUUCCAAAAGCAAUAGGUGAUGGUAUGAUUGGAAAUUCUGUUGAUGGUAUCGAUAAAGUUCACAUCCCUGAUGAUCUUAUCAUAAAUAAUUGUGGCGAUCCAAUUUCUGCGAUUGUGGAAA